This is a messenger RNA of Ostrinia furnacalis (Asian corn borer), 2372 nucleotides long. Its product is annotated as putative malate dehydrogenase 1B. Gene Ontology annotation, biological process: malate metabolic process. Gene Ontology annotation, molecular function: oxidoreductase activity, acting on the CH-OH group of donors, NAD or NADP as acceptor; malate dehydrogenase activity. The transcript has 5 exons. The record is from RefSeq and is a predicted model, not a curated record. Bases 60 to 1583 code for a protein of 507 amino acids. NCBI's taxonomy places the organism in Eukaryota, Metazoa, Arthropoda, Insecta, Lepidoptera, Crambidae.
UCGUUCGUUGUUUAUUUUUUGGAUUGGUUAGCUACCGUUUAACUGCAUUAUUUAAGAAUAUGACUGCAAGAAUUGUAAUAGCAGGUGAAUCACAGUGUAACGUAUUUGCUGAAGUAUGUUUAGUUGCCGAUUACAUUGCACAAAAUCUUCCCAAUUUUUGUUUUGAAAGAAUAGAAAAAGCAGUUAUAGAAUGGGAGCAAUGGCUAUGUAAAAUAAAUCAAAAGAAUAAAUGGCAUCAUAUAGGAUCUCCAAUUGUAUGGAAAGAGUUACUGAUGAAAGGAAGUAAACCCUAUUACAUUGGAGGGGCUUCGGAUUUUUUAGAUUAUUGCCAUUCCUAUUAUCAAUUUGAUCUAUUCCUUUCAACCGAAAAGUUUGAAGGCUUGGUACAUAACUUUUCACAAUACGAGAAGAAAUUAAAGACAGACCAAGAUGUCAUAAGUCGCAGGAUAUCCAAUGCAGAAUUUGUGGAACGACCCCCUAAAAAUAAUUUUAUUGUAACCAUUUCUUGUACUGGAUUUCCAUUGGCUAUGCAUUUAGUAUCAGGCUUGUUGGAUAUGACUGUUGGUGAAAAAAGCAUUUCUAAAAUUUACAUUUAUGAUAGCGAAUGUUCUGAAGCUUUUAUGGAGUUUGUGGAACGCGAAUGUAGCUUCAUUGGCACUAACCAUCCAGGAAAAGUUGUAAAAGUCGUGGAAAAAGUUGGGAUGGCACUUACUCAUACUGAUUUAUUCAUUAUUCUUGAUCAUGCACCAUUAGAUAAUGAUUCUUCGUUGGGAGAUUGGUUAUAUGCUAAUAAACAAAUUAUGGAAGAUCUAGCUCUAGUAAUAAAUGCUUCUGCUUGUCGUAAAAUGUAUGUUCUGUUUCCCAAUCUCGGCCCAGCUUGCUACAAUGCUACUGUCCUUAUGAAUUCAAUUACAAAUAUUUAUAAGAAAAACAUUGUCGUUGCUACUUCCGACCUUGGCUUAGAUAUUUCAGCAUUAGCCGCAGAAAUUGCAGAAGUUCCCAUGAGAAACAUGUUUUGCCCUCCAGUAUGGGGAUUUGUGGGAAUUAAUCAAUUAGUAGAUAUCAAGACAACAGUCCAUAAAUAUAACUCUUUUGAACCUUACACUCGAUACACUAAAGUGAAAAAUUCUUCGCUAAUAAUUGGCUGUUUGACACCUGAAAUGCGAACUUUGGAAUAUUUGAUGCAUUUUGAUGAAUCUUUGUGGAUCAAAGUAGCAGAGCAAAAGAAUAAACUUUUAGAAGGGCAGAUUCAUUUGAAUAAAGCUACAGCCGUGUUGAAUGUUGUUAAGCUUUGGCUUUUUGAUACAGACCCUCAAAAUAUUACUAGUUUAGGGAUUCUAUGUGAUGGGUCGUUUGGAUUACAGUUCAAGGGUGCAUUUUCACAACCAGCUAGAUUAGUCAAUGGAGUUUGGACACCCGCAAGUGAUUAUUUAUUACCAAAAGACCCUCAAAUAAAGUUACCGUAUUUAGAAGACAUGGCAAAGUAUGUAAUGGAUCUCAAAAAAGGCGAUUUACCAAAAGUAAUUCCGUUCUAUCCGUGCUGUUGUAAACCAAAAUUCUUUAAAAAGAAACAGGUGUGGUAGAGAUUUAUCAUAAAUUCUAAAAUACGCUUUACAUUGAUUUCAUUAUUACAACAUAUUUUUAGUUGUAUCGAUUGUUUAAUUCGAUAAUCGAGAAUCGUUGGUUCAUUUCUAAACGUCACUCCGAGGCUGCAAUGGCAUGGCAGGCACCGCUACACGAACAUCACUAUUUUUUAGUGUUGAACGAGCAGCGAGUCGUAGAGUGUGUGUUUAGUCGUGGCUCGCGAAGGAAUGUUAUGACGUGCAGUAACUGUCUUUGUUUCUGUAUUGUUCGUAUAGUUUAUCCCGAUAAUAUUCUAUGGGAAUCACUGUAAUAAUGUGAUAGAAUCUAUGCGAAAUGCAGUACUGCAGCCGCAUUGAGACAUGAAUUUUUCCAAAGUAUGAUUGUGCCAAUAGGAGUUAUUAGCAUAGUUAGGUGUUUGUAUUGGUUAAGUUGUGUGAAUGUUGUGCCAAUAAUGAGAUAGUGUAGUGUUGUGAUGUGGUUGUGGGACAUGUGGGGCGUGUUGUGGGCCGUGGAGGCCGUGGCGCACUUGGUGGCAGUGGUGGCGACGCCUCUGGAGCCCGGGCCACCGAUCCCCCAAGGUGAGAGGAGCCUUGCCUGCCACCUACGCUAUGUCACUGCUUACUAACAUAGUUGGUAACAUUGCAUGCGCUGCUGCACGCCUUAUUUGUCAACUUGCAUGGAUUUUUAUGAAUGUAAUAACUUCCCUGUCCUUUUUUUCAUUUGUUUUAUGUUUAAAGUUUGACAGCUAGAAAUCACAUGUAAUACUUUUGUUAUUUUUAAAUUAAUAA